Molecule: messenger RNA, 948 nt
Organism: Fulvia fulva
Lineage: Eukaryota; Fungi; Ascomycota; Dothideomycetes; Mycosphaerellales; Mycosphaerellaceae
Product: Neutral protease 2
Exons: 2
Coding region: 1-948 (315 amino acids)
Biological process (GO): proteolysis
Molecular function (GO): metalloendopeptidase activity
Source: RefSeq, a predicted model, not a curated record
AUGAAGUUCACAGCACUGUCCGUCGCCGCAAUGGCAGCAGUCGUCAGCUCCACGGCAAUCGACAUCACCAAGCGUGACACCCCUCUCUCCGUGACAUUGACUCCCCUCGGCAACAGCAAGGUCAAGGCAUCCGUCACCAACACCGGUGUUGAAGGCUACAACGUCUUCUACAAGGGAUCCUUCCUCGACAACGAGGCCCCAGUUGACAAGCUCGAGGUCACCAGCGCAGCCUCCAAAGCCGCCUUCAAGGGCGCCCUCCUCCGCAUGAAGACCACAGACCUCACCGACGCCUCCUUCCUCGCCCUCGCACCCGGCCAAACAAUCGAAACCGAAGUCGACAUCGCCGAGCUCUACGACGUCGAAGCCUCCGACUCCUACACCGUCCAAGCAACCGGCUCCCUCCGCUACGCCGCCGCCGGCACCACCGAGCUCGUCGACGACUCCCUGGCCUUCUCCUCCAACGCCCUCACCAUGGACAUCGACGGCGAAGCCGCCAAGUCCGUCGCCUACGCCGUCGUCUCCCCAGACAGCGUCGAGAAGCGCACCGUCCUCAGCACGAGCUCCUGCUCCUCCUCGCAACUCAGCUCCCUCCGCACCGCUCUCUCUCAGUGCGCCAGCCUCGCCACCACAGCCGCCAACGCCGCCGUCUCGGGCUCUGCCACUACGUUCAAUACAUACUUCCGCACCACUGCCUCCGCAACCCGCAACACGGUCGCCGCCCGCUUCCGCGCCGUCGCGAGCGACUGCAGCUCCACUUCUAGCGGACGCACUACAACCUACUGCAGCGACGUCUACGGCUACUGCACCUCUGGCGUCCUCGCAUACACCCUCCCGGCGUACAACUACAUCGCCUACUGCCCGAUUUUCUACACUGGCAUCCCUGCACUCUCUGGAGCGUGCCAUGGUCAGGAUCGUGCUACGACUGUGUUGCAUGAGGAGACGCAGUAA